AUGACACAGUCAGAUCAAAUAGACACUCUUGCAAGCGCUCUAGUUGCUCGGUUUUUGCGGACCAACGCAUUCACUGAUACAUUGCGGGCUUUUAUACGCGAGGCUGGCCUGCCCCCGGGCGUGGGGCAGACAUCUGGCGAUGACACUCAUAACAUGACGAUCCAGAGCUUGUUGGUGGAGAAGAGAGCUUAUGACGAAACUGUGAAUUUUGAGCGGCUGGGAAAUGGCAAUCAAGAAAUUGUGUCCUGGAGGACUCCUGCGCCAUGCAAGCCGAUCGUCAUUGCAACUCCCACAUCUGCGAACUUGCUCGCUGCGUCAAUUGAGCUCUGGCAAGAUCCACGUUGGAGUGAAGAGACAAGCGGCGACUCCGGACAUGUCUCAUCGAAUGGAGCACGACCAUUGCUCAUCUCCACGGGUGCAGAUAGGCAGAUGCAUCUUCUCGAUAUCGAGCCAGAGAACAAGCACGUCACUUCCUUCUCCGGUCUAUCAGAUUCUCCAGUCUUGUCCUUUGUGCCCAUUCUUCAUGGUCGUUUCAUCCUCAUGACCAACAUGUCGGGGCAUCUGCUCCUCCAGCGGGGUUCGGAGAUCGCUUGUAGUAGAAAGGAUCAUGCCAAAUAUGCCGUGAAGGUGGUUGUGCAUGAGGAAAUUGACCACUCAAGUGCCUCGACGAUACUAUGGAUUGCCACAGCUGGCUGGGACGCGACAGUCUUCUUGUACCGGGUAGUCAUCCGACCUGAAGAUGGAGACGCAACACCGAACAUUCGCGAUCCUGUCGCGCGUAUAAAUCUGGCAUCAAAUCCGGAAUCAUUGCUAUUUGUCCGUCACGUCGACUCUGGAGAGCUACUCCUAUUGGUCUCGCGUCGUGAUUCCAGCUACAUCCAUUACUACCAGGUGCAGCCAACACCAGAGCCGAGCUCCCAGUCGUCGCAGAAUGACAGCAACCAGAGCUCGACACCGAAAGGCACAACUGAAUGCCGUUUACUCGGAAAGCAAAAUCUUGCACCUCAUUCCAAUGCAUGGGUCGCUUUUUCUCCGUCGCACAUGGCACUUAGCCCGCUGGAUCCGGGUCUUCUUGCCGUGGCCACGUCUUCAGAGCCACACAUGAAAGUGAUUAUAGUUCGACUGCUGUUCCCAUCAGCGCCCAGUUCUGGAAAUGCUACGAGUUCUACGACAGAAGCUGCCGUGACCCAAGCUUCACAGGCUCUUGAGGCACUCGCUCUACAGAAUCGGGAAGAUGCCGCGAUCUUGAUUCAAGCCAAUACGUUCGCGCCCCAGACAUCAUAUUCGACGCCGCAGGUUGCUUGGCGCCCGGACGGCUCGGGAGUAUGGGUGAAUGGUGAUGAUGGCGUGGUUAGAGGCAUUGAGAUCAAGACUGGCAAGGUGGUCGCAACACUCAAGCAGGGUCAUGAGCCUGGGUUCAAGGUGCGCACGAUCUGGGCUGGGUUUGUUGAUGUCCCUGGCGAGACAGGACGCAAAAGGGAAGAAUGGCUGGUGAGCGGUGGAUUUGACAAGAAAUUGAUUAUCUGGAAGAUUUGA
Messenger RNA from Penicillium diatomitis, 1536 nucleotides. RefSeq lists its product as uncharacterized. The transcript is spliced from 2 exons. Bases 1 to 1536 code for a protein of 511 amino acids. NCBI's taxonomy places the organism in Eukaryota, Fungi, Ascomycota, Eurotiomycetes, Eurotiales, Aspergillaceae. The record is from RefSeq and is a predicted model, not a curated record. Gene Ontology annotation, molecular function: protein binding.